AAUAUCAUAAAUAGUUUAAAAUUUUCCUUCUAUAUAAUUCAUACAAUUAGGGUAAUACUCUCUAUGAUAAGUUAAUGGGUUAGUUUUUUCCGGAUCUUAUAGGAUUUGUAUAUAAAUAUUUUUAAGUUCAUCUUUUUUUACAAAACCCCAAGGUUAUUACCCAGUAAAGAGUUCCAAAAGGAUACACCCAAAACUAUAAAUAUCAAACCUAGGUGAUAAUUCAUGAUUAAUAAUAGCCGCAGGAUGUGCAUACUUAACUGUAGUCCCCAACAUAUUGAAAGCCUCCGUUUAUUUUUCUUCAAAAACUUUUGACAUAGAAAGAUCAGAAACAAUAAUAUCAUCAUUCUAAUCAAGCAAAAUAUUUUAAGGCUUAAGAUCCAUAUGCUAUAUUUUUUAUUCAUAAAAUAAUUCCAAACAUUCUACUAACUGUAAAGACCAAACAAUUUUUUGAUAAUAAGUUAUAUCCAAGAAGUUAUUUUUAAUAAGCUAUUUUAAAUUAAAUUUACAUAAAGGCAUCCAAUAGCCAAUUAAAACAUUCUAUCUUUGCAUAUCUACUUAAAAGGAUAUUCCUUUCAAAGGCAUGAUUCUCAUGUUUUUAAAAAGCAUAAAUUUUUGCAUAUUCUCAGCUUCUGAGAAAAUUAUCUAAAACCUAUUUAAUGCUGAAUCAUCAUUCAUUUAAAUUUUGCAAAUUUUCAAAGCACAUAGUUCGUUUUCUAAUUAAAUUUUAUAUACAAUUCCGAAAUUUCCUUUAUCCAAUUAUACACGUUAUUUCGUUUACAUUUUCUCAUGUGGAAUAAUUCUUAUAUAUUUUUAAGAUUGUUCUUAUAAUAAUUAAGGCUUUUUUAUUAAUCUAGUAUUUAUUUUACAUUCUUCUUAUUCAGUAUUAUUAUCUUGUAUUAUUGAACUUUCUUUAAAAUUUUUUUUUUAUUCACUACUUUUUAAAAGACUUUCUUGUAAUUUUUUAAGUAUUUGGAGUUAUUCAUCAACUGAAUUUUUAUUUACGUUUAUUUUUUUAUUUAAUAUUAAGUUCAUUAAGUCCGGUAUUCUUUUUUUUUAUUUAGAAGAUACUUAUGUAUAGUUAAUUUGUAAUUGUUAACAUUAUUAUUGUAAAAAAUUUAGUUCUAAUUGAUUUUAUUCUAUAUCAGAUUUACAACUUACUAUAAUACACUAUAUUUAUUUCAAAGGAUUAGCUUUUACAUAAGAAAAUAUUAUUUCUAAAAAAGAAUCUUGUUAAUUUUUUAAUUAUGAUUUCAUUGAUAUAUCUACACAUAAAAGAAUUGUCUCGAAUUCAUUUAUCUAUGAUUUGUUUAAACGGAAAUAUUCAGGAUCACUCUUUGUUAAUCUUUAAAAAUUCACUACCUUGUUUUAAUAUUUUACCUUAGCUUAGUUUAUUCCAAAAACUUAGCCUACGGAUAAUAAAGCUUCUAUUAAAUAGGCUUUUCCUACUUUACUUUCUCCUAUUAAUAAGACGUUUUGUUCG
Molecule: messenger RNA, 1480 nt
Organism: Ichthyophthirius multifiliis
Lineage: Eukaryota; Ciliophora; Oligohymenophorea; Hymenostomatida
Exons: 1
Source: RefSeq, a predicted model, not a curated record